Penicillium subrubescens is the source of this 3993-nucleotide messenger RNA. RefSeq names its product Peptidoglycan-binding Lysin subgroup. The transcript is spliced from 6 exons. The record is from RefSeq and is a predicted model, not a curated record. Bases 1 to 3993 code for a protein of 1330 amino acids. NCBI's taxonomy places the organism in Eukaryota, Fungi, Ascomycota, Eurotiomycetes, Eurotiales, Aspergillaceae. Gene Ontology annotation, molecular function: chitin binding; hydrolase activity, hydrolyzing O-glycosyl compounds. Gene Ontology annotation, biological process: carbohydrate metabolic process.
AUGCGCUGGCAUUCCCCGAGGCCGUGGGCCUUGUUGGCCGUGAUUCUGGCAUCAUUCUUUCUAGAUGUCCAGGCAGGCCAGGACGUCAAUGGGAAGCCAGUCCUCAAAUUUGGUGACGCUGUCCCCAUUGACAGCCCCAACACCUACUAUUCAGACUUGCACCCUUGUCCACAAGCAUGCUUGGGCAGCAAGCCCGAGUCGUGGACUGUGUACCCUUCUGUCGAGCGUCUGGCCUUCUGCAACCAGCCUAUGUUGUUUAGUAUGGCCAUUCACAACCCAGUGGGUAGCGACGGAACCACGGUGAAGAUCAGAGCAUGCACAGCUGGCACAGAGAGCGAUGCAAAUACCACCAUCAAUAGCUUGUUUGCCAACAAGACCACUAAUCACCCCACAAGAAUAAAGCGCGAUAAGAAGGAGACUUGCCAGAAUUUCCAGGCGGGGGAGACUGUAAUUCCCCUCAAGUUCAGCCAGCAGGGGUCCAACACAGGGAAGCUCGAUGGCACCACCGCCGUUCUCGACUGUCUCCAGAGCUAUAUGGAGAAGGGUUCUCCUUGCCAAGAUCAGCCAACCCUAUUUGCGUACUCCAAUGGAACUGUUGCUGGUGUUUACGUUGGAUCAUCCUUUGACAGAAUGUCGCUCGCAUCUAUCACCUCAAGUCUGUCACAACAUGUCAGCACCAAUGGAGCCUCUGAGACUAUGAUUGCGCAGCUCUGUGGUGAUAAACGCAAUGCCAACCAUGUGUUGGGUAUUGCCAUCGACACUACCGGGAACAUCGCCACUGUACAGAAUGCUUUGGUAUCCUGGACUCGACACGGACAGUGUGUUGAGGGCCUCAAAAGCUCGGCUAUCUGGUAUAAUGUCAAAGUUUGGGAGUCGACUGUGGAUUUGAAACCUCUUUUCUCCAUAAACAACACCACACUCCGAUCGUCUACCCAAAGGAAUUCCUCGGCAUUACAUAGACGUGCUGACUGCACUACUAUCACUGUGGUGGCGAACGAUGGCUGUGAUACACUUGCGAGCCGUUGUGGUAUUUCGAGUGCCGACUUCACAACAUACAAUUCGGCAGAUGAUACAUUCUGUUCAAACCUUGUACCUAGUCAGCGCGUAUGCUGCACAGCAGGAACCCUGCCCGAUAUUUCCCCUAAGCCCAAUGCUGAUGGCAGCUGCGCGACAUACCUCACGACAGACAACGACAACUGCGACGCACUGGCGGCAGAGUACGGUUUGACUGUGGACAAACUAGAAGAGUACAAUAAGGGCACCACCUGGGGGUGGAAUGGAUGCAGCAACCUGUUUACGGGGGUAAAUAUCUGCCUGAGUAGUGGCACCCCGCCAAUGCCUGCUCCUAUUGACAAUGCGGUCUGCGGCCCAACCAAGCCGGGAACGUUUGCUAUCUCCGGAGUGGAUCUUGCCAAUCUCAAUCCAUGCCCUCUUAAUGCCUGCUGCAACAUCUGGGGCCAGUGUGGUGUCUCUGCGGACUUCUGUAAUCCAGAGCGCGGCCCUGAGGGCAAUCCAGGAACCUCUCCUCCGGGCACUGCUGGGUGCAUAUCCAGCUGUGGAACUGCCGUCGUCAAGAGUGACACUCCACCAGCUCAAUAUGGCCGUGUAGGAUACUAUGAGUCGUGGAACUAUGACCGAGGCUGUCUCUUUCAACGAGCGAUCAACGCCAAUACUGACGGGACCUACACGCAUAUCCAUUGGUCCUUUGCCAACAUCAACACUGCCGAUUGGACAGUCGUCAUUGACGAUCCAGAUAAUCAGUGGGAACAGUUCAAGUCUUUGGGUGUCAAACGGGUCGUCUCCUUUGGUGGUUGGAGCUUUUCGAAUGAUCAGCCUACAUACGAUAUCCUGCGGGAGGCCAUGUCCCCCGCCAACAGGGGAACCUUUACCCAGAACCUGGCCAACUUUCUCACAUCUGAGGGAAUUGAUGGGAUUGACUUUGACUGGGAGUAUCCAGGAGCCACCGAUAUCCCCGGCACCCCACCAGGCUCCGCCAGCGAUGGGCCUAACUAUUUGAAGUUCUUAACGACAAUGAGGUCGAAGUUACCUAAUGGCAAGACAAUGUCCAUCGCUGCCCCUUCGUCCUAUUGGUAUCUCAAGAACUUUCCCAUCAGUAGCAUGGCCAAUCAGCUAGACUACAUCGUGUAUAUGACAUAUGAUCUCCACGGUCAAUGGGAUGCCGGUAAUAUGUGGACUAAUCCUGGCUGUCCCACAGGAAAUUGUCUUCGCAGUCAUGUGAACUUCACGGAGACUGUCGAUGCUUUAGCAAUGAUUACCAAAGCUGGCGUACCAACGAACAAAAUCUUCGUCGGCGAAUCAAGCUAUGGACGAUCGUUCCUAAUGUCAUCUGCGGGCUGUACCCAGCCGCACUGUUUGUUUGAAGGCGACUGGCUCAACUCUCCAGCCGAGCCAGGCCGUUGCACCCUAGAACCAGGAUACAUUGCCAACGCUGAAAUCGACGAAAUCAUAUCCGCCGGCGAUGAUGUAAUGGCAUGGCACGACGAUGCAUCGGACUCGGACAUUGCUGUCUACGAUGGCAAUCAAUGGGUGGCGUAUAUGACGGAGGCCACCAAAUCGAAGCGACGAGAGGUUUAUCAAGGGUAUAACUUCGCCGGAACCAUCGACUGGGCAACCGAUCUGCAGGCAUUCACGGAUGAUGAAGCCCAGGGCCCAGAUGGUACUGAAGGAAGCGACCAGCCCGCAAUUCCACUAGCGGAUUGCAAUGCUUCCUACGACAGUCUUGACGCCAUUGAGGCAGACGCCAAUAACAUCCCUCAAGAAUGUCUUGCGCAGUAUAUUGUGAAGCAGUUGAAGAACACCCUGGACGAUUCUCUCAGUCGCUAUGACCAGCUUCUGGCCGGAGACUACGACAAGAGCUUUGACGUUUACGCCAAGGCAGUUGUGAACAGCGCAGGCAGGGAGGUAGAUGACUUCAUGGCAAAACACGGCAACGACUAUUUCACCUGCGAUAUCACCGAGGAAAUCUGGUGCUGUGCUAAGUGCAAGGGUCUGGGCCUCACGGGCAGCGCGGAGUGUCGGUACUGUCAAGACUGGAACUGCGGCUGGAACGACAACUGCAACGGCAACACUGGUGGCGGAGAAGGUACAGUCACUCCAUGCCCUAACAUUAAAUCGCGUUGGCAGAAUUUCACGGAGCCUUGUGCGCCGGACUACUCUCUGCGUGGUCAGACUGCGCCCGCGUCCGGUUACAAUUGGAAUGAGGCGGUAUACUGGUCUCUACGUGAUGAUAAGGCAGAUCAGUUCUGGGCCGACUUAUACUCCAACAUCGGUAUCGCCAAAGAGAACAUCAAAUUUGGGAAUAAGCAGUACGGAGAGUGCGCGCCGUCCGAUGACCACUGUUGGGACCACGACUAUGAGCAUAACUACCCUAUCCCCGUGGGAUACGACAAGAGCGACGUGAUUAACCCGAAGGACAUCGUUUCCAAAGCUCGUGAAAAGCUCAACGGACUCUCUCCGCAGUUAGAUGACGUUCUUCAUCAGAUGCGCACCUGGUGGUAUCUACCUGACGGUAGUGACCUCGCCGAUGCUCUCUCACUGCCGGUGUUCAUGAUAUCAGAUGCUGUGGACAGCAUGGAGAAAAUCAAGGACAUUGCCGAUGAAAUUCAGGAAGAACAGCGCAAGUCAAUUAUCCUCGGAUUCCUCAGCGCAUUGUUCUUCUUUAUCCCCGUUGUUGGCGAGGUCGUGGGCUCCUUUGUCGAACUUGCGAACAUCGGUCGUAUCAUCUCGCUGGUUGGUGCAACAGGCAAUACGGCUCUGGAUAUUUACACUAUCGUUGGUGAUCCAGAGAACGCACCGCUCGCUAUCUUCUCGCUCAUUCUUUCUCCACUGGCUCUCACUGAUGUUGCUGCGAUGGCCAAGGCUGGCGGGAUUCGUCGUGGAAUGUCGGCUGACACGCUGAGGGCGUUUGGCGAUGUCAUUAAGGGACGAAUGGAUACCAUUACUCGGAUAAAGAAUGUGUGCAAGGCGGAAUGA